Molecule: messenger RNA, 327 nt
Organism: Astrephomene gubernaculifera
Lineage: Eukaryota; Viridiplantae; Chlorophyta; Chlorophyceae; Chlamydomonadales; Astrephomenaceae
Source: the annotation of a GenBank genome assembly
CGCCUCGCUUCGCGACCCCAAACGAGCGCGCGAGCGGGAGCUGCUGGCGGCGGUGGUGGAGACGGUGGCGGCGGGGGGCAAGGUGCUCAUCCCCACCUUCGCCAUGGGGCGGGCGCAGGAGCUGCUGAUGCUCAUUACGGAUUGCUGGGAACGACAUGGGCUGAAGGUGCCCAUCUACUUCAGCAGCUCCAUGGCCUCUCGCGCGCUCGUCUACUACCAGCUGCUACUCAACUGGACCAACGCCAACGUGAGGAGAACGCUGUUUGGGGGGGCCGGCAGCGCUGCUGCUGGCAGUGGCAGCGGAGGGGGAGGAGGAGGAGGAGGAGG